UGAAAGGCCACCGGCCUUCUCUUCCAUAAUAUAUGGAAUAAGAUGGCGUUUAAGAGACGGGAUUUGAUUUGAACAUUCCUCACCGCACUGCGAAACCAUUCAGACAUAGACAUUCAGUGGCAAAAGACAAGCCAUCAAUGUUGCCGUUGCUGUCGGGGGAAGACAAGGGCAAGGCAGUAGAAUCAAGUGUUGUUCACUUGUAUGUUUGUUUACCCACUCCUCCUAUUAUUACAAGCUCCAGCUUUGCAGGGUUCCAAUUCUAUCAUUUUCGCUGAGCCUGCACCGCCUCUGCGUUUCAAAGAGUCUCAUGUUACUGGCAUCACGCAUAUUCGCAUGCUGAUUCGUGUUCAAAGUUCUGCAGGUCGUGCAGAGGCUUAGUUGGUCUUUGAAGGAAAAAAAAUUCAGGGUUUAUCUGAGAUAAUGGGUUAUAUUGGGGCUCAUGGUGUAGCAGCUCUGCAUAGAUACAAAUAUAGUGGUGUAGAUCAUUCCUACGUCGCUAAAUAUGUUCUCCAGCCGUUCUGGAGUCGCUUUGUUACUCUCUUCCCUUUAUGGAUGCCAUAACUCUUACUGGAUUCAUGUUUUUACUUGUGUCUGCACUUCUUGGCUAUAUAUACUCACCUCAAUUGGACUCGCCUCCACCAAGAUGGGUUCAUUUUGCUCAUGGACUACUUCUGUUUUUAUACCAGACAUUUGAUGCUGUGGAUGGGAAGCAAGCUAGAAGGACAAAUUCUUCCAGCCCGCUAGGGGAGCUGUUUGAUCAUGGAUGUGAUGCGCUUGCUUGUACAUUUGAAUCAUUGGCUUUUGGGAGCACUGCUAUGUGUGGAAGAAGUACUUUUUGGUUCUGGUUAAUAUCUGCAGUUCCCUUUUAUGGUGCAACCUGGGAGCACUAUUUCACAAAUACACUUAUACUGCCAGUUGUCAAUGGACCUACUGAGGGUCUUAUGCUUAUUUACGUCUGUCACUUUUUUACUGCUGCUGUGGGUGCUGAAUGGUGGGUUCAGCAAUUUGGAAAGUCUAUGCCCUUUCUAAACUGGGUGCCUCUUAUUGGUGGAAUUCCUACAUACAGAGCAGUAUUGUUCCUUAUGAUAGCUUUUGGUGUUAUACCAACAGUUACAUUCAAUGUUUGCAAUGUUUACAAGGUAGUUAAAGCAAGGAAUGGAAGCAUGUCACUUGCACUGGCAAUGCUUUACCCAUUCACUGUCCUCCUGGGAGGAGUUUUACUAUGGCAAUAUUUAUCACCGUCUGACAUCCUUGGAAACUACCCACAUUUAGUCAUUAUAGGAACAGGACUUGCUUUUGGGUUUCUGGUGGGAAGGAUGAUUUUGUCCCACUUGUGUGAUGAACCCAAGGGCUUGAAAACUGGAAUGUGCAUGUCCCUCCUUUAUCUCCCAUUCGCUAUUGCUAAUGCACUUACAUCAAGGCUGAAUGACGGGGUUCCUUUGGUGGAUGAGAGACUGGUUCUUCUUGGUUAUUGUGCAUUCACAGUGACUCUUUACUUGCACUUUGCGACGUCUGUCAUUCAUGAGAUUACUACUGCCUUAGGAAUAUAUUGUUUCAGGAUAACAAGGAAAGAAGCUUAAUGUACCACUUUUUCCUUUCGGUAUGUCCUCUUAUUAAUAAUUUAUGUUCCUGAAGACCUUUCUCGUUUAUUGUCUGAACUGAUCCGUCUUUUUCAUUUACACAGAAUUGUUUUUCCUUUUUUUUUUUUGUUGUUGGUGAACAUAUCAUUUAUUACUUUUUUGUGUCGCUUAAAUUACUAUUUCAGUCACAUCAGCUGGAAGGUCUUGAAAGAUGCGGGAAAGAUUUCAGUUGAUAGUAUUUUUGCUUCAUCAAUUUUGACCAAUCAUUGUUUAUGAUGACUGUUUUAAUAGUAAUUAUAAAUUAUGAGAUAAUCUGGGGGAUCGGGAUCCAGUUAUGCAAACUCAAGCAUUUAAAGCACUAGAAGUAACUAUUUUGACUUGAUUCCAAAUGGAAAAAAACAAUUAUAUGAUUUUCUUAUUUUUGCAUAGGCGUGUGAAUGACUUAAUAGUAAUUAUACAUUGAUGUGAA
This is a messenger RNA of Prosopis cineraria, 2049 nucleotides long. RefSeq names its product choline/ethanolaminephosphotransferase 1. The record is from RefSeq and is a predicted model, not a curated record. Lineage: Eukaryota; Viridiplantae; Streptophyta; Magnoliopsida; Fabales; Fabaceae. Gene Ontology annotation, cellular component: membrane. The coding region runs from base 549 to 1580 and encodes 343 amino acids. Gene Ontology annotation, biological process: phospholipid biosynthetic process. The transcript has 19 exons. Gene Ontology annotation, molecular function: phosphotransferase activity, for other substituted phosphate groups.